AUGUCGUCGCAUCGUCUACGGUACGCUAGCGAUCCUGUCGUGGAGCUGUGGAUGCACACCACGGCGACCCACACGUCGACGUCGUCCACGACGUGCUGCGUGUGUCCAUGGCCCGACGUCGACCCCGUGCCCAUAGGGAUUGCGGGACCCAACUUUCAGGUCGUUGGCCCAUUGCCCGACCUUCUCCGCAUCGAAUGCACAGGCUUCAAAUGGGGCGACACGUGCUCUCCAGUCUGCGCACCUGGAUACCACGUGGAAGAAACGCUUCUCUGCAGCACCGUCUCCGAGAACGGGACGGUCCUCAUAGACGGGGAGUGGCAGGGUACCGCCAGGUGCGAGCCCAACGUUUGCGUGGGACGCCCUGCCUUAAAGAUGCCAGUCGGCUACGACGGCGUAGGCGCGGGCUGUUCCGACCGGAACUACACGCAGACGUGUGACGUUUCGUGCUCGGAGUACGAUGGUAUGAAAAUUUGGCGAACCAAAUCCUGA
Molecule: messenger RNA, 489 nt
Organism: Prorocentrum cordatum
Lineage: Eukaryota; Dinophyceae; Prorocentrales; Prorocentraceae
Source: the annotation of a GenBank genome assembly